Molecule: messenger RNA, 2748 nt
Organism: Sporothrix schenckii 1099-18
Lineage: Eukaryota; Fungi; Ascomycota; Sordariomycetes; Ophiostomatales; Ophiostomataceae
Product: periodic tryptophan protein 2
Exons: 3
Coding region: 1-2748 (915 amino acids)
Biological process (GO): ribosomal small subunit assembly; maturation of SSU-rRNA from tricistronic rRNA transcript (SSU-rRNA, 5.8S rRNA, LSU-rRNA)
Cellular component (GO): small-subunit processome; Pwp2p-containing subcomplex of 90S preribosome
Molecular function (GO): protein binding
Source: RefSeq, a predicted model, not a curated record
AUGAAGACGGAGUUCAAGUUCUCGAACCUGCUGGGGACCGUCUACUGCAAGGGCAAUUUGCUCUACAGCCCAGACGGCACGCACCUCUACUCGCCCGUCGGCAACCGUGUGACGGUGUUCAACCUUGUUGACAACACGUCUUAUACGCUCCCGUUCGCCCACCGCACCAACAUCGCCCGCCUCGGCAUCACCCCCCGCGGCAACCUUCUGCUGACCGUCGACGAGGAUGGCCAGGCCAUUCUGACCAACCUGCCCCGCCGCGUUGUCCUCUAUCACUUUUCGUUCCGCGGGCCCUGCACGGCGCUCGCGUUCUCACCCUCGGGCCGCUUCUUUGCCGUAGGCCUCGGCCGCAAGACGGAGGUGUGGCACGUGCCCUCGACACCGGACACCAACGCAGACGGCGAGCUGGACUUUGCGCCGUUUGUGCGGUUCUGGACGUACGCAGGCCACUUCGACACGGUGCAGCAUAUUGCGUGGUCGGGCGACUCGCGGUUCUUCCUGACGGCGUCCAAGGACCUGACGACGCGGAUAUGGAACUUGGAGCGCGAGGAAGGGUUCAGUCCGACGGUGCUGUCGGGCCACCGGCAGGCCAUUGUGGGCGCGUGGUUCUCGCGGGAUCAGGAGACCAUCUACACUGUCAGCAAGGAUGGCGCGUUGUUUGAGUGGCAGUACCUGAAGCCGCCACGGCCGGAUGGAGAGGAGAGCAGCAGUGACGACGAGGAGAGUGACGACGACGACGACGACGACCGAGACAUGCGCUGGCGCAUAGCACAGCGCCACUACUUCCACCAGAACAACACGAGCCUGCGGUGUGCCGCCUACCACGCCGCAUCGAACCUGCUCGUGGCCGGCUUCUCGAGCGGCGUGUUUUGUCUCUACGAAAUGCCCGACUUCAACCUGAUCCACACGCUCAGCAUCUCCCAGAGCGACAUUGACCACGUCACGAUCAACUCGUCGGGUGAGUGGCUGGCGUUUGGCGCCUCCAAGCUCGGCCAGCUGCUCGUGUGGGAAUGGCAGUCCGAGUCGUACAUUCUCAAGCAGCAGGGCCACUUUGACGCCAUGAACGCGCUGGUCUACGCGCCCGACGGCCAGCGCAUUGUCACGACAGCCGACGACGGCCGCAUCAAGGUGUGGGACAUUGCGUCGGGGUUCUGUGUCGUCACGUUUACGGAGCACACGAGUGGUGUCACGGCGUGUGAGUUCGCUAGAAAAGGCAACGUGCUCUUCACGGCGAGUCUCGACGGGUCGAUCCGCGCGUGGGAUCUCGUGCGCUACCGCAACUUCCGCACGUUCACGGCGCCCACGCGGCUGUCCUUCGCCUGCAUGGCCGUUGACCCCAGCGGCGAGGUCGUGGCUGCCGGCUCCGUCGACUCGUUUGACAUCCACAUCUGGUCCGUGCAGACGGGCCAGCUGCUCGACCGGCUGUCGGGCCACGAGGGCCCCGUGUCGACGCUGGCGUUUGCGCCCGACGGCAGCGUCCUCGUCAGCGGCAGCUGGGACCGCACGGCGCGCAUCUGGUCCGUUUUCAACCGCACCCAGACCAGCGAGCCGCUGCAGCUGCAGGCGGACGUCCUCGACAUGGCCGUGCGGCCCGACUCCCAGCAGCUCGCCAUCUCGACGCUCGACGGCCAGCUGACGUUCUGGUCCAUUGCCGACGCCGCGCAGGUCGCCGGCCUCGACGGCCGCCGCGAUGUGUCGGGCGGCCGCACGAUCUCGGAUCGGCGCACCGCGGCCAACGUCGCCGGCACCAAGAGCUUCGGCUGCAUCCGCUACAGCACCGACGGCAGCUGCCUGCUGGCGGCCGGGCGCAGCAAGUACAUUUGCCUGUACUCGGUGACGACAGGCGUGCUCCUCAAGAAGUUCACCGUCAGCGUCAACCUCUCGCUGAGCGGCACGCAGGAGUUCUUGCAUAGUGGCAAGCUGACCGAGGCGGGUCCGGCGGGCGCGCUCGACGAGCAGGGCGAGCUGUCGGACCGCGAGGACCGGCUGGACCGGUCACUGCCCGGCUCGAAGCGCGGCGGCGACCCGUCCGCGCGCCGCAGCGUGCCUGACGUGCGCGUGUCUGGCGUGGCGUUCGCGCCGACGGGCCUGGCGUUCUGCGCGGCGUCCACCGAGGGCUUGCUGGUGUACUCGCUCGACACCACGCUACCGUUUGACCCCUUCGACCUGAGCAUGGAGAUCACGCCGGCGUCGACCCUGCAGGUGCUGCGCGAGGAGCACGACUACCUUAAGGCGCUAGUGAUGGCGUUUCGGCUCAACGAGGCCGCGCUUCUCCAGCAUGUGUUCCUAGACGUGCCGCACCAGAACAUCCCGCUCGUCGUGGCGGGCGUCCCGACGGUGUACGUGGCGCGGCUGCUGCGGUUCGUGGCGGCGCAGACGGAGCAGUCGCCGCACAUUGAGUUCUGUCUGUUGUGGAUCAAGGCGCUGGUGGACCGGCACGGCGCGUGGCUGACGGCGAACCGGGGCAAGCUGGACGUGGAGCUGCGGGUGGUGGCGCGGGCAGUGGGCCGCAUGCGCGACGAGAUCCGGCGGCUGGCGGACGAGAACGUGUACACGGUGGACUAUCUGCUGGACCAGGCCAAGGCGCGGCAAGCAACCAAGAAGCUGGCGGCCGCCCAGCCGACGGCUGUGGUGCCCGCGCUGACACAGAAAGGAGAGAAGUACAAGGCCGCUGAGGAACCACACGCCGAGGUGGUUGUCUUUGAUGACGGCGACGAUGACGAGGAGGGUUGGCUGGGGAUGGAUUAA